UUGAUUGAACUAUUUGUAUGUGUAGGGCAGGCUAAAUAGAAAUUAUAAAAUGGAUGUCUUUUUUCUCUAUUUGUCACAUUUUACAUGUUUUCAAGAGUUCUUCUCACCAAAAUAAGUCUUUUGGAAUGACAAACUUGUAAUGUAUUUUCAGCUGAAUGAUAGAUUUACCAAACUGACUGGGCUUCGCACAAGGUGACAGAUGAGGACACCACGGAUAAACUUAAAAAUGUGUCUUAUUUACACGGUUUAACAUGGGAUAACACUAUUGCGCUGUAGAUAUGCAUGCAGAAUGUCACAGUGACCUCAAACUACCUGUUUGUUUUACAGGAAGAAGUUAAAAUAAAGAUAAAGGACCUAAAUGAACACAUUGUGUGCUACCUCUGUGCAGGAUACUUUAUCGACGCAACCACCAUCACAGAAUGCCUCCAUACAUUCUGCAAGAGUUGCAUUGUGAAGUAUCUCCAGACCAGCAAGUAUUGUCCGAUGUGUAACAUCAAAAUCCACGAAACACAGCCAUUGCUGAAUCUAAAGCUGGACAGAGUUAUGCAAGAUAUCGUCUACAAACUAGUCCCAGGUCUACAAGAGAGUGAAGACAAACGAAUUAAAGAAUUCUAUCAGUCACGAGGUCUUGAACGCAUAAUACAGCCGUCUGGAGAAGAUUCAGUUCCAGAUAAUACGGGAUUACCCUACACAAGCUUUGACCACUCCAAAGCUCAUUUCUACAGAUAUGACGAACAGGUCUCUCUGUGUUUGGAGAGGCAAAGCUCAUCAUUUCCUGGGAAGGACAAAAAUAAAUUAACUCUACAGCAGAAAUUUGUGCGUUGUUCUGUCAGGGCUGAGGUACGACAUCUGAGGAAAGUGUUAUGUCAUCGACUUAACGUGGAAAAACAUCAGGUCCAGAUGUUAUUCAAUAACGAGUCUCUCCCAGAUCACAUGACCAUGAAGCGUCUCUGGCUGUCUCACUGGUUUGGAAAGGCACAACCACUGGUACUCCAUUAUGCUAUAAAAGACAAACGGACAAGAUAGGAUUAUGUGAAAAUAUCAAUUGGUGUAAAUAUUUUGUAUUUCACAUAUUCUAUUUUAAUAGCUUUC
This is a messenger RNA of Sinocyclocheilus grahami, 1092 nucleotides long. RefSeq names its product polycomb group RING finger protein 1. Gene Ontology annotation, molecular function: promoter-specific chromatin binding. The record is from RefSeq and is a predicted model, not a curated record. Gene Ontology annotation, cellular component: PRC1 complex. The transcript has 8 exons. Gene Ontology annotation, biological process: negative regulation of transcription by RNA polymerase II. Lineage: Eukaryota; Metazoa; Chordata; Actinopteri; Cypriniformes; Cyprinidae. The coding region runs from base 283 to 1026 and encodes 247 amino acids.